UGUUUGAAAAAUUGACACAUUUCGUAGCAGCGUCCUUUGAAUUCUAUUUGAUGAUUCCACGCAGUUUUCGCUUCAACACAAGAAUGCCCUCGCUUCACGAUGUUCUGUGCUUGCUAGCCUUGUUCUUUGAAUGUGUUUUGCAUGCAGAAAGCAUGCCCUGCCGUGGCACAGCGACGUACAGACUUCAGUUUCAAGGAGAAUGGAAAAACUCAUCUUCGCGCCCAGCUGGUGCACAAUUUACUGGCUUUAUCGGUGCCGUUCAUAACAAAUGCUACCAAAUGUGGGAAACAGGAGAAAGAGCAUCGCUUGGUGUUAAAAACGUCGCGGAGGAAGGAGAUUACAUGGAACUCUCUAAAGAGAUCCAGAAACACAUUGAAAAAUGGAAAACCGCAACCGAACAGAUCAAACCAAAGACUAACACCAUCGGUCCUUUGGGUGACGCUCUGCUACCCGAUACUGAAAACCCCCAAAGUGGCUACACAUUAGACAGGUCUCACACCCUGGUGUCUGUUGUUGUCAGGGUAGAACCCUCCCCAGAUUGGUUUGUUGGUAUCAGUAAUAUCAAUUUGUGUAACAAGUCUGGAGAAUGGGUUAGAGAGCCAUUACGUAUCCAGCUAGUCCCAUAUGAUGCUGGGACUGCUGUUCGGUCGCAACAUAAUCAUUCGCUUGUAGUGCCAUCAAACCCACGUGAAAAGAUUGCUACCUUAGAUGAAAAGGGUAUUAGUGAUUUGAAUGGGAUCGAUAUUGCUUACAUAAGAAUUUCAUUCCAGCAUAGUUUUCCUGAUGCAUCGCCUCAGCAUGUUAUUGAUGAAGAUAACUGUCCUAACAAAGCUUCGAUAAGGGAAAUAUCUUUAUUAGGCUGGUCUACCUUAAUAUGUGUGCUUUUUGUAUUCUUGAAUUUCAUGUGAGUUGGUAGAUUUUAAUAGGAUUCAGCUUGAAAUUGAAUCACAGUGAGUUAGUUGCUUGCUGUGUGAGUUGGUUGGUUAUGCUGGCUGGUAGUUCAAACAUAAAUUUUUAACUGUCUUACAUACAUGCAAUUCAUAGUUUAUAGACCUAUUUAUUUUAUGAUCAUUAGCCAACAAUGCAUACUGUAAAUUUACCAUAUAAGAACAAUGACCAUAGAAUAAUGCAUACUGUAAAUUUACUGUAAAUUUAAUUAAUUUAAUGCACUUAAUCAGAAAAUAUUAAAUUAAAUGACUGCAUGUUCAUACCAUAACUAUGCUUUUCUUCAGAAGUGAAUGGGGUAUCAUUUGUUGUCUUGUACAAAUAUAUGUGUGUGUUAAUAGACCUUUUCAGCUUGUAUUCAAAUUAAGCCAAUAAAACCAUUUCAAGUCACAUCGUCUGAAAUGGUUAAGUUUUAUUGGCUAUUCCAUAGUCACAACAUCUGAAAUGGGUUAAUUUGCAUGCAAGCUGAAAAGGUUUAUGGAAUCAAGAUUUAGUUUUUUGUCCAUGUAAAAUUGGUUUGAAAGAUGGAAAUAGUUUUGUACAAAUAGUAUUGGUACAAGCCUAUUGCUUUUUCAUGGUAAGGUGUGUUUUAUAAGAUUAAUUUGAAAGUUCUAUGUACU
Dendronephthya gigantea is the source of this 1565-nucleotide messenger RNA. Its product is annotated as spondin-2-like. Lineage: Eukaryota; Metazoa; Cnidaria; Anthozoa; Malacalcyonacea; Nephtheidae. The record is from RefSeq and is a predicted model, not a curated record. Bases 51 to 908 code for a protein of 285 amino acids. The transcript has 2 exons. Gene Ontology annotation, biological process: cell adhesion. Gene Ontology annotation, cellular component: extracellular matrix.